This is a messenger RNA of Raphanus sativus (radish), 1890 nucleotides long. RefSeq lists its product as uncharacterized. The record is from RefSeq and is a predicted model, not a curated record. Gene Ontology annotation, molecular function: zinc ion binding. The transcript is spliced from 3 exons. NCBI's taxonomy places the organism in Eukaryota, Viridiplantae, Streptophyta, Magnoliopsida, Brassicales, Brassicaceae. The coding region runs from base 1 to 1890 and encodes 629 amino acids.
AUGGAAAACAUGAUUCUUGUCUCUGGGAAGUGGAAAGUUGAAAAAACUAAGUGGUUAUUUGAGGUAGAUAAUGAUCGAGGAAGCAUAGCAGUUGCUGGCAAUGAGGACACUCGAUUUGAGGAUUUUGUGAAAACCAUAUUUGAGGAUUAUGGAAUUGAUUCUGCAGAAAACGACUUGGAACUGAGGUAUCUUUUUCCGAGGCAGAAUCUACACAAUAAAAGCAUCAAUACACCACCUGUGAGAGUAGGAAACGUUAGGCAGUUUCAUGCAUUCUUGGGUCUUUCCAAAGUGCAGAACGUUCAGCUAUGUGUAGAGUUUAAAGUGAAAAAAAUUGUUGCAGAAGGAGCUGUGGAAGAUCAGAAACAACCCAUACAAGGAGAUGACUCGUCUUGUGAAGAUGAAGAAGAUACAGACGAAGAGGGUGAUCGAUUCGAUUACUGCGAUGAUUCUGAUGGCGCAACAUCUGAUGAUGAAAACUUUACUGCAUAUGGGCUUCCACUAAACCAUGUAGAAGAGGUUCAUGGAUCUUCUACAAAAGUUACAAUUCGAAAGAUGCAUUACUGGAAAUCUCAUCGUACACUUAUUGUUGCUAGAGAUCUUGUAAUGGGUUCUUCAGAGAGUGGAUAUGAAGAAUUACCUACUUACCUGCACAUGAUUAGAAUGUCGAAUCCAGGGACUUUAACUCAACUGGAAGUUGAUACAAGCAACAGAUUUAAGUACUUAUUUCUUGCAUUCGGCGCUAGCAUUGUUGGCUUUCCAUAUAUGAGGAAGGUUGUGGUGGUUGAUGGGACGUUUUUGCAAGGGAAAUACAAAGGAACACUUCUGAUUGCAACCUCACAGGAUGGUAAUUUUCAAAUAUUUCCAAUUGCGUUUGCUGUGGUUGACACAGAGAAUGAUGAAUCAUGGACAUGGUUUUUCCGCCAACUCAGUCGUGUGAUCCCCGAUGAUGAAGGAUUGGCAUUAAUCUCUGACAGGCACAAGUCAAUUGGGAAAGCUAUUGCAGUGGUCUAUCCAUUGGAAAGCAGAGGAAUUUGCACGUACCACUUAUAUAAGAACAUCUUGUUACGAUACAAAGGGCGUGAUUUGUUUGGUUUGGUCAAAAAAGCUGCCUACUCUUUUAGGUUGACUGAUUUUCAAGCAACCUUCGAGACAAUCAAAGAGUUAAACCCAGCUUUGCAUGCAUAUCUGGAACGUGCUGAUGUACAGAUGUGGGCACGAGCUCAUUUUAGAGGUGAUAGAUAUAACCUCCUAACAAGUAACAUAGCUGAAUCCAUAAACAGAGCUUUGUCCGGUGCUAGAAGCUUGCCAAUUGUUCACCUUCUAGAGUCGAUCCGAUUAAUGAUGACACGCUGGUUUGCAAAAAGAAAACAUGAUGCUGAGUUGAUGAAAACCUCUCUUACUCGUGGUGUAGAGAAGGUGUUGGAGGGCCGGAUGCCUAUUGCUAAUCUACUAAAGGUUCAAGUAAUAGACAUUCAUCAGUCACAAGUGACAGGAGUCUCGUCUUUACAUGUUGUAAAUCUAAGCGAGAAGAAAUGUUCAUGCCGUAGAUUUGAUUUGGAGAAGCUACCAUGUGCUCAUGCUAUAGCUGCUGCGGAAGCUAGAAAGAUAUCAUGUAUAUCACUUUGUCAUCAUUACUAUCGGAAGCAAUACCUGUACAACGCGUAUAACACUGCUGUUAUGCCCAAAGAUGAUGCCGUCCCAAUUCCAGAAGAGGUUGCCAAGAAGAUAUGUUUACCACCUGAGGUCCGCCAACCACCAGGAAGACCAAAAAAAUCAAGGCAUAAAUCUAUAUUAGAGAAAGUUGCAGUCAAGAAGCGGCCACGGAAGGAACACACAUGUAGAAUUUGUAACCAGACGGGUCAUAAUUCUACAACAUGUCCUCUAAACUGA